ACGCGUGCCGUGGCGGGAGCCUGUCAACCCGUACUAUGUCAACUCGGGCUACGCCAUGGCCCCUGCCACCAGCGCCAACGACAGCGAGCAGCAGAGCAUGUCCAGUGCCAGCGACGUAGACACACUCUCCCUGACAGACAGCAGUGUAGAUGGGGUUCCACCAUACAAAUAUCGUAAACAGCAUCGACGAGAGAUGCAUGAAAGUGCCAAAGCAAAUGGGCGUGUGCCACUACCUCAUAUUCCUCGCACCAACCGGAUACCAAAGGACAUUCACGUGGAGCCGGAGAAGUUUGCGGCGGAUCUGAUCAGCCGGCUGGAGGGAGUGCUGAGGGAGAGGGAGGCCCAGGAGAAACUGGAGGAGCGGCUGAAGAGAGUCCGAUUGGAGGAAGAGGGUGAGGAUGCAGACAUCUCCACAUCCACCUCGUUCUCCAGUCACAGACUGCCCCCUGGUGCCCACCCACAGCACUACAACAACCCCCGCUACUCUGACAUCGGCUACAAUGGCCUGGCGCUGCGGCCUGACGCCCACGAGGAGAACCCCGAGAGCAUCCUGGACGACCACGUCCAGCGAGUCAUGAAGACCCCCGGCUGCCAGUCCCCGGGCACCGGCCGCCACUCCCCCAAGUCCCGCUCACCCGACGGCUUCCCUGCAGGUGGCAAGGUGCCCGGACCUGGGAUGCCACUGCCCACAGGCCCAGGCAAACACCCAGCUCGGCUGGGGCCCAAAGGGGAGGCUGCCAGCCACCAAUACCACCACAAACACGUGCACCACAUCCACCACCCAGCCGGAGGGAAGCCCAAAGAGCAGGUGGAGGCUGACGCAGCCACGAGGGUCAAUGGUAACUUCCACUGGGGGAUGGAGCAGCACAACUAUGGGUCCAAGUCUCGCAACUAUGCUGACGGCAUGGGCCCCAGCCCGAUGGAUCCUAUGGGCUACAGCAAAGGUAGCACGCUAUCGAAGCGGCCGUUUAAGAAGGCUGAGGAGGUGCGGACCUUUGAGGUGCCCGUGCCCCCGGAGGACGUGGAGAGGAACCAGAAGAUCCUCCAGUGGAUGAUGGAGGGAGAGGCGGUCCGUAACAAGAAGAGCCCCUACGGGAGCACCACAGGGUCCAAGAAGACCCCGUCGAGCCACGAGGUGUCGCGGCCCAGCUCUGUGGAGCGUCCGGGGGCAGUGCAUCCGUGGGUCAGCGCCCAGCUGCGGAACAGUGUGCAGCCCUCACACCCCUUCAUCCAGGACCCCACCAUGCCCCCCAACCCGGCCCCCAAUCCCCUCACCCAGCUGGAGGAGGCUAGGAGGAGACUGGAGGAGGAGAAGAAGAAGACGGGGACCUUACAGACCAAACAGAGGUAUGUGAUGGAAGUGAUCCAGCGGGGGCGUGCUGCCGCCAGGCCCGCCCUGUUCCCGCCGCUCGGCGUGGUGCCUGCCGUCUCUGACACGGAGCUGUCCGAACAUAAAGUGACGAAGAAGCCCGCGUGUGAGAACAUUACGGUGGCCUACUACUUCUGUGGGGAGCCAAUCCCGUACAGGACGUCGGUCAAAGGUCGCAUGGUCAUGCUGGGCCAGUUCAAAGAGCUGCUGACUAAGAAAGGAAGCUACAGGUAUUUUUUCAAGAAGGUGAGCAAUGACUUUGGGGUGGUGUUCGAAGAGGUACGCGAAGAUGAUGCUGUCCUGCCCAUCUUUGAGGAGAAGAUCAUUGGGAAAGUGGAAAAGAUUGAUUGAUUGACAUGGAGGUGGAGAGGAAGGAGACGUUCACAAAGUCGGCCUGCGAUGGACCUAUCGACGGAUGAGCUGUUCACUUGAGAGAGACGGAGAGAAAGUGUUUGACUAGAGGGAGGAUUGGCAGGGGAAGAAAAGGUACGGAGUAAGUCGCUACAGGAGGGAAUGGAUGAAGGGAGGAGGAAAUGAGAAGAGUGCAUAGUGAUCACUGUGGGAGGCACUCAUGACUCCAAGGCUUUCAUAUCUGCUCAGUGCUACUGCAUUGUGCAGACAGAGUAGGAAAGCAUUGGACAAAAAAAAGCAGACAUUCUCUCCUUCAGUGUCUUUCUGAGUGUAAUAUAAUGUAGCAUUGUACAAUUUGACAAGAAGAAAAAUGCUAUGAAUCUGCUUACUAAAGCAGCAUAUUAUUUUUGAUAUGACGUAUCAGAAGGUAUCCUUUCUAAUGUAACCAAGCGUGUCAUUUUUCUGUGUUCGUACCAGAUGUGUACAGAUUGUCUGUUUAAAACAUAACGAUAAAGUUUUAUAUUAUCUAUUUAAAUAUUUUAAAAAGCGGUCGUUUUAAUCCUAUUAAAGCAGUGGCGUUGUUCCAAUUCGACGAGAUCCAAGUGUUUUGACAGGGCUGUUUUUCAAGUAUUGUUGGAACUAUUAUACAGCCCCAUGUUCUACCAAGUGCUUUUUACAGGAACACUCAACCUUGCCAGUCCUCUAAAGUUAAGUGGCAUUGAGUUGUCAUGCUGCACUUAUCACUGUAUUAUGCAUUAGUGUCAAUGGAGCAAAAUGAAAAGGAAUGCCUUUUUGAGGUUGCCCUCAUGUUUUGUGUUUUUCAAUUAGGAAGGGACUCCCCAGCAGUAGCUCGAUCUGUGUACAAUGUACUGUACUCUGAGGUCUCUUCCCCAUAGUUUACGUGUGUGUGUGUGUGUAUGCACAUUAAAUACAUUAUUAUACCCAUACCUGCAGACACCUGCCAACUUAAAUUGAUUCCCACUAUGUUCGGUAACUUUUAGAUUUUGCUACAGUUAGGUCUUAAUUGUAGCAGAUCAGUGCAGAAAAUAACAUCUUUGAUCAGAGAUAAUCACAACCAGUUGUGUACAUGCUACUGACAGUUCAGAUCCAGAUUCUAUUUACAGUCUAGAGCUUUUGUUAGGCAUUUAAGACCAGAGUCCAUAGUAGAAGUCUCCUGAAGGUUCAUACACGGGUGUCUGUGUAGAGAAAGGGUCUGUGUGGGUCUGUGUGCGGAAGUUUGUCUCAAUAGAGCAUUGAUCAUCUAAUGUGUGUUCACAUGCAUUCAGAAAGGCUCCUGACCCCAUGGUUUCACUCUGGAAAACGAAAGGACAUCAUAUAUGUUUACCUAGUUGAUAUAUCACAAAUACAGCUGAAUAAUGACUUGUAGCCUUUCAUAGCUCUAUAGAGCUAAAUUUGGUGCCUGGCAGAAAUUGUCUCUAGAAAUAACUUUAGUAUGAAGUGAUCUACUUUUUUUGAUAGGUCACAAUACACCAAAGAGAACAGUAGAAGUUGAUAUGUUUGUCAUCCCCUUUUCUCUUCUUUAUUUACCCUCAUUCACAUGGGUACUCUUUGAUUAUUCUCUAAAUCCCUGUGUUGAAGUGGAAUUCUCUUGUACAAUUUUCUAGGGCAGGACUCUCCAACCCUGUUCCUGGAGAGCUACCUUCCAUGUAGGUUUCCAAUCCAACCCAAGCUGUAACUAACCUGAUUCAGCUCAUCAAUCAACUAAUUACUACAAUCAGUUGCGCUAGAUUAGUGUUGGAGGGAACCUGCAGGACAGUAGGUGUCCAGGAACAGGGUUGGAGAGCCCUGUUCCAGGGCGUUGUGCCGGGGGUCAGUGCAAGGUGGAAUGUGCUAUCCGUUGUGAAUUAGGAUGGUAAGGACCUUUUUCAUCAGAGUGCUGUAUUGCUGGGUGUUGUUCUGUUUCAACACCACGUAUAAGAGGACGAUCUCCUUUUCUGAGAUGCUGUUUUUGUAUUUAUUUAGAUGGAUAUUUUUAAAGAAUCUGUAUGAAGUUAACAUACGUAGUGGACAACCCUCUAUUGCUCCUGUUUAAAGAUUUGAAUAACCGUACUUUGUUUUUAUAACGAGAGGCAUUUACUCCAUGAUCUUUGACAAUAUUGGUACUCGACCAUCAUCUGUCACACUACAAUGUAGAAUUUGUCUCUCUGUUAUGAUUAUCAUUAGAUGUUCACUGUCUGUAUGUAUUUCCAAUGGAGGGCAGUGAUUCUUACUGUGAAAGCCCCAAAGUGAACUCCCCCCACUUAUGGUCAUUGAAAUGUAUAUAACAACCAUCACAGAGUGCCUUUUAUUGCCAUCCUCUCAUGACAUCCGCUGUGUGAUUCUCAAGUGUUACCAGGGCCUUGCUUUAUAUUUUUAUUUCGCGUCUUACAAACCAUGUUCUGUUGAAGUGUUUCCUAUGUCACAUCUCACUUUGGAUAAAAAUGUUCUAUGUAAAUAUGUAAAAAAUUGUACAUGUCAUCAACCAGCAAUUCACUUAAGGAGAUAUUCAUUACCCCGGACCUGUUUCUUAGUGCUGAGUUGUGCGGUUAUCAUUUAAAGGUACUUGAACAAUAAAUAUAUGUAAUAAACCCGAACUUCACCAUUA
Messenger RNA from Oncorhynchus nerka (sockeye salmon), 4325 nucleotides. RefSeq names its product axin-1-like. Gene Ontology annotation, cellular component: plasma membrane; beta-catenin destruction complex; nucleus. Gene Ontology annotation, molecular function: molecular adaptor activity; beta-catenin binding; identical protein binding. Lineage: Eukaryota; Metazoa; Chordata; Actinopteri; Salmoniformes; Salmonidae. The annotation marks the transcript as partial. The record is from RefSeq and is a predicted model, not a curated record. The transcript is spliced from 9 exons. Gene Ontology annotation, biological process: negative regulation of canonical Wnt signaling pathway; positive regulation of protein kinase activity; positive regulation of proteasomal ubiquitin-dependent protein catabolic process.